Molecule: messenger RNA, 423 nt
Organism: Bacillus rossius redtenbacheri
Lineage: Eukaryota; Metazoa; Arthropoda; Insecta; Phasmatodea; Bacillidae
Product: SITS-binding protein-like
Exons: 2
Coding region: 40-315 (91 amino acids)
Source: RefSeq, a predicted model, not a curated record
UUCGGGCUUGCGGGAGUAAGCGUGUUGGACUGCUGCAAAAUGGAAGCCAGUAUUCCAUUUACCUACGCUUCUAGCAGUGCCCAGCCCGGGGCUGUCAUCCAGCAUGCUGCAUGGACUGAAAAGUUCCUCCUGGGAGAGGAGAUCCUGGUGGCGCCCGUGCUGGUGCAAGGCGCCACCAGCAGAGACGUCUAUCUGCCCCAGGGCAGCUGGAGGGAGGGGCUCCAUCCGGCCAACAAGCUGAUCCAAGGCCGCGCCUGGCUCAGGAACUACACAGCUGCUCUGGACGAGCUGCCGUACUUUAUACGUCAACAGUAGACAGCUGUCUACACCAACAAGUAUCAGAGGGCCCAUUAACAAACUUUACAAGAGUGCAAUUCAUAUAAAAUAAAAUUUAUACCAUCAAGUUAAUGUAUGUUUACCACA